AUGGCCGAACGAUUGACUUCCGCUGCCCUGAAGGCGGCUCGGAUUAGGGCCGAGAUGAAGGCCAACAAGAUUAACAAGCCUGCUAAGCCAAAGGAUCCUUCCAACCCUAAGCCGAGGAAGCGCAAGGAGCGCACCGAGGAGAGGGUGGAAAUGACGGAGAAGGCCCUGGCGAAGGCCCGAGCUGAAACGGAGGCCUCGGCCAAGAAGGCGAGGCAGGAGCCUUCUGGGGAGGUGAACAGCCCUCGCCAGGCUUCGGGGGAUGACCACAUCUCCCUUCGCCCGGAGGAUUUUGAACCUGUGCGCAGUCCGAGCCAUGCGCAGGGGACCUCGCAUACCGAGCAGACCUUAUCCGAGGCGCCGGUUCCCUUUACUCAAUUGUCCAAGAUGGACAAGAAAGAACGGAUUGCCAGUGCCCUGGAAAUACUGGUUACCCAAACCGACCGAGAUCACAUCAACGCGGUGAAUGGGCGAAACGAAUCGAGCGAACUUUUUGGCUCCUGGAUGGACUUUUCCAUCCGGAUGACGAAAGUAGCCGAGGACCGGCUCGAGCUAGUGAAGGAGGUUCAGAGCCUGAAGGAGGCGGCUCGGAAGCACUUCGACGAGGUCUACCAGGCCAAGGAAGCCAAGCGUCUGGCCGAGCUCCGCUUGGAGGAGGCCAACAAAAAGAUUGACAAGGGCGAGGCGACUUGGAAACAAGAGAGGGAAGACUGGAAGGUCGAAAGGACCAACCUUUCUCUUGCCAAAGAGAAUGCUGAGUCCGCCAAAGUUACGGCCGAGACCAAGCAAGCUCAGGCCGAGAAGGAAUUAGCAGAGAUCCGGCUCAAGCUCUCGGCGGCCGAGGUGCAACUAGAAGAAGCUCAAGCGGCCUCUUCUCGCUCUCAGGAGGAGUGGUUCGACGCCUGGCAAAAGUCGGACGACUGUACCGAUUUCUGCGCCGACGUGGGCCAAUCUUCCCAUAAGAUGGGCGAGGACGAGGCGCUUGCUAGGCUUAAGGUUGCCUUGGCUGAUUCCUGUCCCGAGGCCGACUGGAAUUCAAUAUGGUCCCGCUACCAGGAGUUGUCCGAGGCCGAAGCCGCUGAGAUGAAGGCUAAGAUGGCUGAAGAGAUGAGCUCGGACAGCGGCUCUGAUGAUGAAGAAGAAGAAGAAGAUGCUGGCAGCACCGAGCCACCUCCCUCAGAGCAACCUGCUGCCGAGCAACCUGCCACUGGUGAACCAGAAUCAUAUAGGGAAGCAACAAACUCGACUGACUCAUCUAAGUGGGAGCUAGUCAUGAAAGAUGAGAUGCAGUCCUUGGAAAAGAAUCAGACAUGGAGUUGUUUGCAUUGCCUGCAGAGGUUUGUAAAUGAUUAUGAUUACUUACUUUUGUAUGUUGAUGAUAUGAUGAUUGCUGGUACGAGCUAG
This is a messenger RNA of Beta vulgaris subsp. vulgaris (sugar beet), 1401 nucleotides long. RefSeq lists its product as uncharacterized. The coding region runs from base 1 to 1401 and encodes 466 amino acids. The transcript has 5 exons. Lineage: Eukaryota; Viridiplantae; Streptophyta; Magnoliopsida; Caryophyllales; Amaranthaceae. The record is from RefSeq and is a predicted model, not a curated record.